AUUGUCCAUAACAGAUAAUCAGGCCCCAAUCACGCAAUUUUGAAAUUAAAGCCUUUUUUGUUUUGUUCAGGAACUGCCAAAAAGUAUCAUAAGCACUUACGGAGGACUGCCCUUGGAAAAAUAGCGGAUGAAAUAAAAUUGAAAAAUAAGAAAAAUCUUCGAAAAGAACGAAAAUAUGAGAGAAGAAAAGCUCAUGUCAAGGAUGAGACUGAGUCCCGUGCCUUCGCAAAGUUAAGUAAAGAGCACAUGUCUAGUGACGAUGAUGACACAGAUACUGAUGAAGGCGAAGGAGGAUGGGUGUCUAGGCCCCCAAAAUACAGGAGCAAAACUCUUGAAGCUUUCCUGAACAAGCUUGACAAGCGCAGCGAAAAGACAGCAAACGCAACAAACAAAAGGUGGAAACGAACAAAGGCUCGUAAAGGGGAGCCUGUAGAAAGAGAGCCACCCACAGGUUCUCCUAAAUGGGCGCUGUCCGAUGAAUGGAGGGAAAUCAUGCAAAGGAGAGAGCAGGAACAAACGGAAAUAGAACUUGAGGAUGAAGAGACCACUGACGAAAGCAGAGCGGAAGAAAGAGAAGGAGAAGAAAGUGAUGAUGACAGCUCCUCAGGAAGCGAUUGUGAUUUUGAGAACGCAUAGUUUGUUUUUCUGUGUG
This is a messenger RNA of Pocillopora damicornis (cauliflower coral), 652 nucleotides long. RefSeq lists its product as uncharacterized. The record is from RefSeq and is a predicted model, not a curated record. Lineage: Eukaryota; Metazoa; Cnidaria; Anthozoa; Scleractinia; Pocilloporidae.